Messenger RNA from Bombus impatiens (common eastern bumble bee), 1290 nucleotides. RefSeq names its product carbonic anhydrase 7-like. The transcript is spliced from 3 exons. The coding region runs from base 472 to 1125 and encodes 217 amino acids. NCBI's taxonomy places the organism in Eukaryota, Metazoa, Arthropoda, Insecta, Hymenoptera, Apidae. The record is from RefSeq and is a predicted model, not a curated record. Gene Ontology annotation, cellular component: cytoplasm. Gene Ontology annotation, molecular function: carbonate dehydratase activity; zinc ion binding.
CUUGUGAAUUUUAAAGAAAACAUCCGAUAAAAUAAUCAACUGGCUAUCCGGGCAAAAUGAAGGAUCAACGGAUAUCGAGCACGGUCUAUUUGAAUAUAACUUCAUAGAAAAACCGCGGUUUAAUUGUUCCGACCUCGAUACCGCGAUCGAUGUUAUGUUAUUUCUUUUUGACAGUUGGCAAAGUUAAAUUGCAGUAGUAAAAAUAUGUGUACGAAAUGUGUUCUAUAAGAUAAUACGUAAUAUAGAAUAAUAUGCAAUCGCGACUCGUUAUCUGAAAUAACGAGAACAAUCGUUGUAUGAAAUAAAAUGCAGUGUGCAGGUAAGAAUAUCCUUGGAAAUUCGUAACCUUCAAAAUUUUUUACCCGUACUGUCGUCAUUAUCGUCGAAGGUGAUGGUCGUCGAAAAUGGGGUCAAUCCCCAGUCGAUAUCGACGAAAACAAUGCAAUCGGGAUAAAGUUCCCCGCACUUAUUAUGAGCGGUCACUGGAGUCAAGAUGGCGAAGCUAAAAUGCGAAAUAUCGGCAGCACAGUUCAAAUAACACUGGAAGGUAAUAGGAGUGCAGCAACGAUUCGCGGUGGUCCGCUUGCAAACGACGUGUACGAGCUAUCGGAAGUGGUAUUUCGAUGGGGUUCGUCGAAUUGCAAAGGUGCGGAACACACGUUGAACGGCACUUGGUUCACGAUGGAGGCGCAAGCGAUACACUUUAAUAAAAGAUACGAGACGAUCGACAAUUGUUGGGACAAACACGACGGACUCGCGAUUUGCGCUUAUUUUCUGCAGGCCUAUCAAGUUCCAACUUGGGACGAACAUCCGUUGUUUUCCAAGAUCACGGACGACUUGCAUAAAGUUACACAGCCUGAUUCGUACAUAAAGUUAUCACCAAAUUGCUUGUGCUGGAUGAGACAGGCUUGUCAAACAGCCGGUUAUUACACGUACUUGGGCUCGAUCACCACCUUUCCGUUUCACGAAUGCGUUACUUGGAUCGUUUUCCCAGAGCCAGUGAGGAUUUCAGAAAAUCAGACGGAAUUGUUUCGUAUGAUACGCGACAAACAGGGCAUGUGUAUCAAGGAAAAUUGCCGAGAAGUACAAAAAUUAAGCGGUCGUGUAGUUUAUUAUGUCAAUUAAAAAUCAAAAGUAUUCGAUCGAUCACAACUAUUUAUUAAAUGAUUCCUCGUGUAGUAUUUUAGUGAUAUCUCAUCUGUAUAAUUCACGUAUGAUGAAUAAAAAUUUGAUAUAUAACUUGGUUGUAUCGAGAAUAUGCAACAUAAUUUAUAGUCCGUUGCCUCGUUC